AUGAGCGACACAGGGCGAACGACCGAGGUUGCACGAGAAGAAGCCGCUGCAGAGGCUGGUCCUGGAGCCGCGACCACGAACGCCGUACCCGCCAACCAACUCUCAGAAGACGUCGAAAACAACAGCACGUCUUCAGCAUCCACGAAGAACGAUGAUGUACCGCCACAAGAAAGACCACAGCUGGAGCGCAAGGAUUCGACACCAUUGGAAGAGCGAUCAAAGGGCAAGAUUGCCUUGAUUAUGACUGCUCUGGGCAUGGCCGUCUUCCUCGCAGCCCUCGACGUCACCAUUAUCACAACCGCUCUGCCCACCAUUUCAGAAUACUUCCACUCGGCCGCAGGUUAUACUUGGAUCGGUUCAGCCUAUCUGCUGGGAAAUGCCUCGAGUGUGCCGUUAUGGGGCAAGAUCUCAGACAUCUUUGGACGAAAGCCUAUCUUGAUUGUUGCAAAUCUGCUCUUCCUCAUCGGUUCUCUCAUCGCUGCUCUCGCCAACAGCAUCGGAAUGCUUAUUGCUGCUCGUGCUAUUCAAGGUGUGGGAGGUGGUGGUCUGGUCACCCUUGUCAACAUCUGCAUUAGCGACUUGUUCAGUCUGAGAAGAAGAGGUGCCUACUUUGGUAUCAUCGGAGGUGUCUGGGCAUUGGCUUCGGCUAUCGGACCUGUCAUCGGUGGUGUCUUCACCGAGAAGGUUUCCUGGAGAUGGUGUUUCUAUAUCAACUUGCCCCUCGACGGUGCCGCCCUCGUCAUCAUCUUCUUCUUCCUCGACUUGAAGACACCAAGAACUCCUCUCUGGGAAGGACUAAAAGCAAUCGACUGGAUUGGAGCCUUGCUCGUCAUCGGUGGCGUCCUAAUGUUCCUGUUUGGCCUGGAGUAUGGAGGCGUCACCUACCCCUGGGACUCUGCAACUGUCCUUUGCCUCAUCAUUAUGGGCGUCUUCACCAUGGUCUUGUUCAUCAUCAAUGAGUGGAAGUUUGCCAAAUCGCCAGUCAUGCCUCUGCGCAUCUUCCAGACCCGGAGCAACAUUGCCGUCCUUGGUGUCUGCGCUAUUCACGGUAUGGUCUUCAUCUCGGCUUCAUACUAUUUGCCUUUGUACUUCCAGGCUGCUCGCGGUGCAACACCUCUAUUGUCGGGUGUCUACAUUCUGCCUCAAGCUUUGUCUCUGUCCUUCGCUUCAAUGGCCACUGGUAUCUUCAUCCGCAAGACAGGCCUAUACUUGCCCGCAAUCUGGUUUGGAAUGGUCUUCCUAGUCCUGGGCUUUGGUCUCUUUGUCGAUUUCACAGCCAACAGUAGCUGGGCGAAGUUGAUCAUCUACCAGAUCAUUGCAGGAAUCGGCAUUGGUAAGCGAACUUUCCUCGUUUCUCUCUAUGCUUCAAGAGCUAACAAUGAUUCANNAGGUCCCAACUUCCAAGCCCCAUUGAUCGCACUCCAAACCGGUGUCCAGCCCAGAGAUAUUGCCACAGCAACAGCAACCUUUGGUUUCGUCCGCCAAAUCUUCACCUCCAUCUCCGUCGUCAUCGGUCAAACCGUGUACCAGAACCAGAUGAACACCAAGACAGCUCGCCUGGUAGCGGCACUCGGUCCUCAGGUCGCCUCGCAGUUGACAGGAGGUGGCGCCGGUGCUAACACCGAGCUCAUUGACAACCUUCCCAAUGGACAAAAGCAGAUUGCGCAAACGGCAUUCGCACAGAGCUUGCAUCCCAUGUGGAUCAUGUACGUGUGUUUUGCCGCGCUUGGUCUGAUUGUCAGUCUGUUCAUCCAGAAGAAGGAGCUCAGCAAGAAGCAUACCGAGACAAAGACGGGACUUGAUGCUCAGCGAGCAAACGCUGCGGCGCAGGCCCAAGAGGACGCAGACAAGAAGGUUGCAAAGGAGAGAAAGCUGCAUGAUCCCGAGAAGGGCGAGGCAUGA
Aureobasidium vineae is the source of this 1902-nucleotide messenger RNA. Lineage: Eukaryota; Fungi; Ascomycota; Dothideomycetes; Dothideales; Saccotheciaceae. The record is from the annotation of a GenBank genome assembly.